This is a messenger RNA of Dermacentor andersoni, 7339 nucleotides long. RefSeq lists its product as uncharacterized. NCBI's taxonomy places the organism in Eukaryota, Metazoa, Arthropoda, Arachnida, Ixodida, Ixodidae. The record is from RefSeq and is a predicted model, not a curated record. Gene Ontology annotation, molecular function: NF-kappaB binding. Gene Ontology annotation, biological process: cellular response to tumor necrosis factor. Gene Ontology annotation, cellular component: cytosol.
CACCGGUAGAAGCGCCGACGCUGUCGCGUGAGGCGGUGAGCGGAGGCCGCAGAAACGACGCGCGGUGCCCGCUGUGCCGCGUCAGUGGUGAAGUGCGUGUGACUACGACCGUGGCACGACGGCGGAUCAGGACGCCGCCGGGGGCAGCAGCAGCAGGAACCCUGACGCCUCGGCACCGUCGCCGCGACGCCACAGCAAAGCUGACCGCCGCCAAGCCGGUGGCCUGCGCGAGAGCCGGGCCCUGGCGGCCGGCGGCUGGUGCGGCUGGUCGUCGCCCCCUGCGAGUCCGCUCUGGCUGGACGGGUCCACGGCGAGGCGCUGCAGGGCGGACGCGGCGCCGGCAGCGGCGACACUCGUGCUGGCCAUCCGAAGCAACAGCGUACCACGGCUUAAGAUCCGCACGGCCAGGAGAUCUCCGCAUUCUCCGAGGGUGAGCAUUCACGUGCAGUCAAUACCACUUAACGUGAACAGAGCUGGGCCAGUUCGCAUGACGUAGAAAUUUUUUUUUUUCGUAUUUCCACUAUGUCGGCAUGCCCCACACCUAAUAGUUUAAGCGUAUUUGUAGAGUUGAAGCAUACGUCAAAACGUGGCUACUCUGGCUUUUUUUUUUUUUUUUUUCAGAACUAUGAAUCCAGUCGGGACUCGUCUGAAUCCGCCAGUAGCACCUGUUCAACAAGAAGAAGAAACAGGGCUAUGAGGUCGGAGUGGGCAAGCACGACUACCAGACCUCAUCAGCCGCCGUCGGAGACGAACAGGAAGGAGUUUGAACCAACAGCCCACCCGGCAGCGACGACCAGCGGCUAUGCCAUGCCCUCUGUGUACUACCUGAGGCGGCGACUACUGCGGCACCACUCGUCGCAAACGGAGGAAGAUCCCUGCACAGAAACCGACUCAACGCAGGGAAGCUGUGGCUCUCCCUUACAGAAAUAUCAGCCGAGCCCUCCUCAGGCGAGGAGACGAACAAGCAGCUUCGCGGCAGCCGACGCCGUCUGCCGGGAACCGCGCACCUCGGACCUCGACUCGAGCCUCGUGAGCAGCAGCAGCGGCUCGGGGGCAGUGCCGCCAGGGGUCGCCGUGCUUCGCUUCGGAGCGCCCGCGCACACGGACAAGGCUCCGAGCCCCAUCAGGGGCGCUUCGGCGGCGCCCCAAUGCCACAGCAGCGAAGCCGGCGACGGAGCUGCGCAGUGCGGGGGCGACACGGGCUACGGCGAGACCUCGUCGUCCGAGGAGCAGGAGUCGAGCUGGAGUCGCUCGACGGAGUCGUCGGCGGCCCCGUCCUCUUCGUCGUCGCCAUCCCGCGACACGGCCUCCGGAGCGCUGGCCUCGGUGUCGGACGACCAGGACGAGACUCAGGCCGAAGACGACGACGAGGACGACGGCGAGGUAGACCUCAGCAAACUGGAGACCCGUACCCAAGCUGCGCCCUUCGAGUGGCCGCCAACGACCAUUUCGCAUGCACCGACAGGAGAGGGGGAAUUAGAGCAGGAGAGCGAGCCAGGAACGAGCGGACAAAUGACGUCCACGGAAGAGCAGCUUCAGUCGCUGGACACGGAGGACGUAUCCCAAAUGACGGCAGCCAGCGAGGACCCAGCAGACGACACCCUGGAGCAGGAACCAGCUGAAGACCAAUCCGAAGCCGAAGCUCAAGCCAUGCAACCUGCCGAACCGCCCCUGCCACCGGCACCCCAGUUCCUUAGGCCCACCAUAGAGAUCGACAGGAGUGACAUCCUCCAUACGGCCAAGCCCGAGAUCGACGAAGGGGACUUCGGCGUGGGUCCGUCGUACACCAAGAUGACCGAGGCCGAGUUCGUGGCUCGGCUAAGCAUCCACGAAGCUGCCCGUACUGGGGACCUCCACGUCAUCAAGCUCUUGCUCAAAAGCGAUCCCAAGAGAAUGGAAACUGUCGACGAACGCGGCUGGACGCCCAUUCACCUAGCCGCAGCAAACGGACACGCAGAGGUUGUGCGGUUCCUGGCAGUUGAAGGUGCGGACGUGGCUGCUCUCGACCCGACAAGCUACACGGCGAUGCACUUGGCCGCGAUGAACGGACACAACGCAUGCCUCGAGGUGCUGCUGAAGGUGGGAGCCGACGUGGACAACAUCACUGCCGACGGCUUCACGCCCUUGCACUUGGCCGCCCUCAACAACUACGCGGACUGCGUGCGCACGCUCCUCUCGUGGGGCGCCAACCUGGCGGUGGAGGACGCGCUGGGCCGCACCGUCCAGGACAUGGUCGAGGAGUACGCCCUGGACGACGUGUCGGCGCUGCUCUCCGGCCUCUGGGCGCACGUCGACAAGUACACGCAGUCUCGAAAGCAGAAUGGGCAGUCAGAGAGCAGCGGCCGGAGGCGUUCGACCCGAAAGCUGGUGCAGAUGGCGGCAGCAGCCAUGGGCAAGCGGUGACCGCGGAAGCAAACUCAUCGUGCCUUUCGACCUUCAGCCAUGGGGAUGAGAAAUGGACCGCGCCGCUCAAUGCGAACACUCCCGACGUUGCUGCGACCGAAAUGCCAAGUAACCGGGCCGGCUUGAAGGAAAGCGAGGGCGCGAUUACGGUGCCACGCCGCCAGCCACACAAAGCGUUCACUCACGCGUCUCGCCGACAUCGCGUCGCAUGGCACCUUCAUUAGACAUUAGCUCGCAUCCGAAGCCAGGAAACUUGUCCAGGUGAUCGUUGUUCACUAAACGAACAUGGGAUGCUAUUCUAGACACCCUUCCGCCAUGUUGGCGAUUUGGUCCACCCAAAUCCUAUCAAGCAAUCAGAACAGACAAAAUGGCGAAUUUGGCAACAUGGCGGAAUUUGACAGUGUUCGGAGGACGAAACUGGCUACCGACCGCCCGUGUCGUCAGCUGAGCAGCAACCCCGUGGCCCCUUUAGACGAAUGCCAAAGCGUUGAGGCGCACGCACACUCGGAGAGCACCAAAGCUGAACAACGACUGAGCUCGGUGCUGACAGUUUGUGGCUUCGGGCCUACACGAAAUGCCGGAAAUUCGCCAACAUGCGGCACAGGUGCCUCAGCAAUAGAACAUCUCAUUUCCUGCAAGUCGGUCCCGGUAACGGGCGCUGCUGCCGGAGUUGGCGCCAGAAAAACACAUUCUACAUGACACGAUUAUAGCGGUUGCAGCGUCUGACACAAAGGUAAGCGUUAUCAGCAAGACAAAGGGCGCGUUCUAUGCACUCGUACGACACAAGAGACACUGCAACCUCUGACACGAUUACUGAUCUGUGUCAAGUUCUGAGAUUAUUUAUAGUCAACAGAACAGUGGCUCUCAUUGCCUCUGAAAUGUCCGCGUGGCGAUAAUAUUGUUAUGAAGGCGCUUGUCCUUUCGUGUUGGUCGUUAUACGCGAUUCCGCGUGUAUUCGCCCUUGGUUCUCAGGGUCAAUAGCAACAAAAUUCUGAAGCCUCCACACAUCAUAAGAGGGGGCUCGGUCAAAUUUUCUCGGUGAAAUCAACCUGAAACACACGUGCACACACAAAAUGUGUUUUCAAUUUCGACAUUCAGCGCGUCUUAAUCCAUUGGACUCAAAUAAUUCGCAGCGUCUUAAAUGGAGUUGUAAUCACUGUUAAUGAAAGAAUGUUUUUUAUCCCACGUUUUCUACGGAAGUUAUGAACUGAAGGGACCACGAAACGGGGGAGUUUUUUUCUGGCGCCAGUGGCGGUUAUCGCCGCGAUAAAUUCGUGACAACCUCACUUCAACACCGCUCGAACUUGCCGCAAAUAGCCCGCAGGACAAAUCCCCACACAAAGCGGCGCGAGUGAGUGCAUCGUAACUAGUACGACGAUAACGAAAAGGUGCUGUGAUCGCUGUUUGUGCGUCGCCGCAAUGAGCGCUUCCAUCACAGCCAUAUGCGAAACAGACUGCACUGCAAGCUUCACGUUUAAAAAACCAGCACGCUUUAUGUGGACCAAAAUUUCUUACGGCGAACGGUUGAGGCAGCUCCGAUCUAAAAGAUGCGCUAGCGAAGGCCACUCCCAGUGCAUGCAGCGAUUAUUAUGUGGAAAUACAUUGUAUGCCAGAGCUGAAUAUACACAGGGUGUCCCAGCAAGCUCCAGCAAAGGUUUUAAAUGUACGCCGCUACACUAGGGGACAUAACUAAAUGCAUGUUGAGGGCCUCUCUAUGGUGAAAGUAGAAUUCUCUUUUUUUACAUUCUUGCCAAUAACGGAGAAUUAUUCAGCUUGGCGAAUAUUAAAUUCGGGAUCUGUGUGAGAUGUGCAUAAUUCGUUCUGCAACUUUCUCAGCAUAGAAAAAUAUGACUUGCACCACAGAGAGUCCAACAUUGUUUUGGUUUCGUCUCAUAAGGCCUACCGGCACAUAUCUUUAAAAUCUUGGCUGAAAUUAAAGCUGGGAUACCCUGUACAUUGCGGUUCAACCAGCAUAGAAAUUAUAUGUAAAAUUUGGCUAGAAGUAGAUGGCUCGUGAUUUGAACGUCCUUCGAGCUUCUUGCGUUAGCGCCAUUAGAAAAUUCGUUACGGCGUUUGUGGUCUCGAGCUCUAAGGUGAAAAUCCAGAAUACGCUUAUGUAGGAAGCCUCCUAAGCUGUGGAACGGACCUCCGUACAACAGUUUUUAAAGCUUCCUGUGUAAGGAUUAGUUUGCAAUAUGCAAAACAAAUCACCUAUCUGAGCUCGGCGAGAUACAUACGCUAAUCAACGGCCUUUGAAUUAGGACAGCGAAGAUUACUAAAAAAGAACUUUGAGAUAUAUGAUUGAAGUUUAGGUCACUGUAGAGAAAUGUGAUAAAAGCAGACAACAGAAGUGUGCCGAUCGCGUGCAGUGUAAUCAUCAGCAAAGCAAUACAUUUGCGUUGAGCGAUGUCAUGCUACUGCCGGUCAAAAGGAGGUGUGCAGGUUUUGAAUCGCAAAUGGCACGAGUGAGGAAGUUGCUGCAGGCACAAUAGAAGCCACAGUCAGAGAUGCGCGCUACAUAUGCAACCGGGAAAUCGGUUUACUUGUUGCCGAAAACGCGCCGUAGAUGUAGAAACCGCGGUGCUCUCACAGAGAGCGCAUUUCGAACAAAACAGACCAGCGAUGCUGCAGUAUUGUUUCGCCUUUGAGGCGAGCUGUUCAUUCAUUCAUUCGUUCAUUCAUUCAUUCAGCUGUACAUUUAAUAAUGGGACAACGCCUGCUGUGCGCAGCGCCUGUCCGCACUUUCCUCGUCGCUAUAAUAUCCGCCUUUCUACAGCGAAGACGCGGUGUACGACUCGCCCGCACGGAGCUCGUGCUGUUUCAUGGGCCUCGAUUCCGCCGAGAUUCAUUAAGGAACUGCAGUCGCAAACACAAGUGCGAAACCAGCAAAAGCGGCACCAAAGCAGCCCAAAGGGGCUCACGUGUUGUUAAAAAAAAAGAUAAAGAAAGAUGCCUCAAUAGGAAGUUUUAGCUUGUCCCAAAACGUUUUGCUCUUUGUUUAGUACCGAGUUACCGUUGCCGUAAAUGUGGCCAGCCGGAUUGGCGUAGAGUUUACCCAGAAAGGGGGAAAACUAUUAUGGCAACAAUUAACCACAUUCAACGUUUCUGCUAUUGUAAAGCGUCGGCAACAACGUAAUUGUCAACCAGUGUUGUGCGGAACGGCGUUCCUGGAACUACACGGGGAAGGCGGGAGAUGGAAAUUCAAGACAAUGAGGAAAACAAUGACAAGGUGAAAGUAGGAGCAAACGUUUCGACAAGUGGACUUGUCUAGACAAGUCCACUUGUCGAAACGUUGGCUCCUGCUUUUACCUUGUUCUCGUUUUGCUCAUCGUUCCUGGAACUGAUUCCUUUUGGGACGAACGGAGGGACGCCACCGUUCCGUUAAGGGUAGGUGGAAUUGUAACGGUAACUCGUUCAGUUUACAAAGGAACGGCAGAGGGAACGGCGUUCCUUCUGUAAACGUUCCAUGGCAUUGAACAGACGCACACACGUGUACGCAUCACAUCAUGCAGGGCGGACACCAACAUCGAUAUGUAACUCUUGCUGAGUUCAAACAAGGGACUUUGCUAAGUUGCGAAUAUGUAUUCUGGACAUUUUUUCCCUGAAAACAUGUGCUCCCUGAAAAAGAUUGUCUAGGAGCGUUUCAUUGGAUUCUUUUAUCUCCAGAUAAUCUGCUGCCGGCGAUGUUCAAAUUCGUGUAGUAUACGUAGUUCGAUGUGAAGUUUAAAUUGCUCACUUUAUUUCGCCUCGGGAUUAUCCGACCCUAUACCUUAAUUUUAAAAAAUCGAAUGUAGCGUUAAUGUAACGACACGUUCCAAUGUUCGAAGUGUAACUGGAACGCAUUCCUAUCGCAUUAAAGGAACUGGUAACGGGAACUUACAAGAUUGGGAAGGAACGAAGAACGAUCUUUCGUUCCUGCUUUAUAGGAACGUGUACAACACUGUUGUCAACAUGCAGUUCAUUUUAACUUUCCUUAAUAUGUAAAUAACGUACAUAAAAUAACUCACGUACAUAACACAGAAAAGCGUCUAACUCGUCAUUAGACAAACCGUCACAAGAUCUCGCUACCAACAUUACUACUGAUGUCCCCGUCUCCGGUAAUCCGGUAUUCCGUAAGAGCUUAUACAUUUGCGGACAAGCUACAACUCUAUAAAGAGCUUACUUUGCAAGGCCUGCUGUGAAAUAAAAAUGCCCAACAUAGAUGGCGCUUAAUGUGCUGCAAUUGCGUGUUGUGUACGUUGUGGCACGGCGAACGCGAGCGCAACCGUGUAAACGAGCCUGCGAUUCGCGAAAGCCGGUGGACAUUCAGCGUUUGCUUGUCGCCAUUAGCAAGACACAUUGCGCUUGGAACAUAAAGUUCGCCUAUGUUCGCAACAACCCAUGAAACUGCACGAGUCGCGUGUGUUACAGCGGGCCAAACACUGUGCAUUCAUAGAGCAAGUGUAUACGCAAUUUCCGACCACCAUAGUGCCCACCUUUCACUUACGAUCACUCCUCAAGGUGCACGCAGUUUUCGACAUCAUGCACACAACUUAGCCUGAGCAAUAUAGCCUGCGCUCCGCAAAUGCACCACCUAUAGCACAGUCCAAUUUUACAGUUCUCGUGCUUACAAGGUCCACGCUAAUAUGCAUAUUGAUCCUUUAUAACUUCCCAGUAGUUCGCAAUUUUAUUCCUACUUAUAUUCAGCAGCACAGAGUAGACAGCGACGUCUGCAGGUAGCGCCUCUGUACAGGCAAGCGAUGCAGGUUUGUUUCCGUUCCUCCACACGGAAAAAGUAAAUUCUUGAUUCAGAGGAGCAACACCUUGGGACGAUUGUGCACUUUUGCUUUCCUCCUAGCAAUGCUUACAUUGAUUGAUUGAUUGAUUGAUUGAUUGAUUGAUUGAUUGAUUGAUUGAUUGAUUGAUUGAUUGAUUGAUUGAUUGAUUGAUUGAUUGA